Morus notabilis is the source of this 2879-nucleotide messenger RNA. Its product is annotated as probable DEAD-box ATP-dependent RNA helicase 48. The record is from RefSeq and is a predicted model, not a curated record. The coding region runs from base 96 to 2453 and encodes 785 amino acids. NCBI's taxonomy places the organism in Eukaryota, Viridiplantae, Streptophyta, Magnoliopsida, Rosales, Moraceae. The transcript is spliced from 10 exons. Gene Ontology annotation, molecular function: RNA helicase activity; nucleic acid binding; ATP binding.
UGAAGUCUGAAUUCUCAACUGAACUUCCCAACGCCCGACUUCUCUGCAACCCCAAAAUCAAAUCUUCCCCUUCCAAAAUCACCAUCAUAAAAAACAUGUCCUCGUCAAUCCUACUCAAGCGCCGCAACCACCUCCCGAAGCUUCUCUCCACCCUCGUCCUGACCCGCCCCAUGGGCGGCGGGCCCCGCACUUUCCCCGGCGGCCUAAACAAGUGGCAAUGGAAGCGCAUGCACGAGAAGCGGGCCAGAGACAAAGAAAGAUCCCUCCUUCGCCAAGAGAUGGAGCUCUACCAGGCCCGCAUCCGCUCCCAAAUCCGCGCCAAUGUCGCCGGAAAACCCGACCCAUUUACCGGUACUGGAACCGGUCCGAUGAGCCCCGAGUCCCACGUGAAGGCCCUAGCCGAUCGGUUCAUGAAGGAAGGGGCUGAGGAUUUGUGGAACGAGCGCGACGGUCCGAUCAAAUCCCCGCCUCCGCCGAAGCCGAACGAGCCGCGGAGAUCGGUCCCUAAAGCUGAAUCUUCGUUUGAUUUGAGGAAUGCGUUUUUGGAAGGGUGUAAUUCGGCUUCGAAUCGGGGGAUUGGAAAUGUGAAUACGAGCAAUUUGAGUGGGAAUCGUGUUAGGGCUAGGCAUUACUCGGUGCAGAGCUGGAGGAAUGGGAGAAAUGAGGGUUCUGCUUUAGCGGCGAACCGCGAAAGCUCAAAGCUUGAGAGGAAUUCGAGUAAUCCUUCGGCAAGUAGGAAAAUUUCGGGCAAGAAGCAGAGGAGAUACUUCAGACAUGGCGAUUCUUCGAGCGAUUUUGACUCCGAAUCCGAUUCCGAGGACAUUAACUCGCCUACGUACGAUGUGAAGAAGAUGGGAAGCAGGGCUUCUUUGGGGAAGUAUGAUGUGAAAAUAAUCAAAAGGAGAAUACCCCUGAAUUCGUUGGAGAAAGAAAUCGAUUUUUCGGAGCAGAUUGAGUCGAUUAGGUUUGAAAUCAAUAGGAAGAAAUUGCUUCAAGGGGAAGAGGAUGAGGAUAAGGAGGAGGAAUCCGUUCUUAGUGAGAAAAGAUUUGAUGAAUUUGAUAUAUCUCCAUUGACGAUCAAGGCACUCAAAUCUGCUGGUUAUGUUCGCAUGACUCGAGUACAGGAGGCCGCCCUUUCUGUUGUUCUAGAUGGAAACGAUGCUUUGGUCAAAGCUAAAGCUGGAACCGGAAAAACUGUGUCUUUUUUGCUUCCUGCUAUUGAAACAGUUCUGAAGGCAAUGAGUGACAACUCCCUUCAGCGGGUGCCUACUAUUUUUGUUCUUAUUCUCUGCCCCACUAGAGAACUUGCAAGUCAGAUAGCAGCAGAAACAAAUGCUUUGCUGAAGUACCAUAAGGGAAUAGGCGUUCAAACAUUGGUUGGAGGUACACGAUUCAAAGAUGACCAGAAACGCCUUGAAUCGAGCCCAAGCCAGAUUGUAGUUGCAACUCCUGGCAGAUUGCUGGACCAUGUUGAGAAUAAAUCUGGGUUGUCAGUGCAAUUGAUGGGCUUGAAAAUGCUCAUACUUGAUGAAGCUGGCCAUUUACUAGACCUGGGAUUCCGGAAGGACAUAGAGAAAAUCGUUGAUUGUUUGCCUCGUCAGAGGCAGUCCUUGCUCUUUACUGCAACAAUUCCUAAAGAGGUUCGCCGAAUAUCACAGCUUGUUUUGAAAAGGGAGCAUGCUUUAAUUGAUACGGUUGGUCUGGGUUGUGUCGAAACGCUUUCUCAGGUUAAGCAAUCUUAUCUUGUUGCACCACACGAAUUGCAUUUUCAAAUGGUGCAUCAUCUUUUAACGAAGCACAUAUCAAAAACACCAGACUAUAAGGUUAUUGUUUUCUGCACGACAGCAAUGGUAACAUCGCUUAUGUAUCUUCUUCUCCGUGAGAUGAAAUUGAACGUCAGGGAGAUGCAUACCAGAAAACCUCAACUCUCUCGAACUCGAAUCUCUGAGGAAUUCAAGGAAUCAAAGAGACUGAUUCUUGUUACAUCCGAUGUUUCAUCUCGUGGAAUGAACUAUCCUGAUGUUACCUUAGUCAUUCAGGUGGGUAUUCCUUUGUCCCGGAAUCAGUAUAUACAUCGUCUUGGAAGAACAGGAAGGGAAGGAAAAGAAGGUGAAGGCAUGUUGAUACUUGCACCAUGGGAGGAAUAUUUCCUGGGCGAAUUGAAAGAUAUCCCACUUGAAAAUUUUACUUUACCGCAUUUGGAUGCAAAUGCAAAACUUAAGAUGGAAGACUCCAUGGCCAAGGUUGAUGGUAGUGUCAAAGAAUCAGCAUAUCACGCUUGGCUUGGCUAUUAUAACUCGAUAAAGGAAAUUGGCAGGGAUAAAACUACACUCGUCGAGGCGGCCAACAAAUUUUCUGAAUCAAUUGGUCUGCAAAAGCCUCCUGCUCUCUUUAGAAAGACGGCGGUGAAGAUGGGGUUAAGAGAUAUACCUGGCAUAAGAAUACACAAGUAGAACUUAUUGGAACUCGGAUGUAGAACUUAUCUGCAAGUCAGCAGAAACAAGAGAGGCAAGAAGCCUCACUUUCGUUUCAAAUCAGCAUCAGCUUAUUUAUCUUCGAUACAAAAAUAUCCAUCUUCGUCCACUAGGUCUAGUUUGGAUCUUCAUUCUUCUGGCCUCAGAUUCAGCAAUUCUGCGGGUCGUUUCGUUUUUGGUUAUUUGCUUUUUAUUUGUUUUCCUCUCGAGUCAUUCAUCAUAUUAGGUUGCCUCAUGCAAGCUUAUGAUAUUCUCGGGUAGGUGCCCUGGACGAAGGAAUUGUAUGUAGAAGCCCCCUGUAAGAUUGGCUUAUGAAGGUUGACCAGAUAAUGCCAUGUUGUACAGUCCAUCAAUUGUAACCUUUUUAGUUAAAUUUAAAUGUUUUCUUAAUUUUAUUUUCUUGCA